UUGUUGAACAGAGCGCGAGCGAAUAAGACACACGCGGCUGAAAAAAGUGCACAAAAUAGCUGAAUAACUGAGAAAGGCGGAGAGAGUGAAAACUGUAAGCAGCUAAUAAAAAUACAGAAAAGUGCAAAAAUCAAACAAAAUUAAUUCAACCAAUUGCAGUGCAAUGUAUUUUUAUUGUUUAUUGAUUCUCCCCUUUUAAUGUGUUUAACUCGUGAUCGACCCUUUACAUUAUACAACCGCAUGCAACAUGAACGACUGGCAGUGUGAACAUCACCCACAUUGCGAAUAUAUAACAGCUAAUGCAAACUUUAAGAUACAUUUAUGAGUGCUAAUCAAAGUGUAAAGUGAGCUAACCUGCAUAGUGUGAGCAAUGAUAAAGAUGUGAAGUGAAGUAUUGUACUGUAAAAAGAAAAACCAGGAAGUAUUACACCAGCUUGCCCCAGUUUGAAUUUACCACCUUUAGUAUAAAAGCCGAACAAUGAAUGCCAGUGAGGACUAUUUAUCGAUGGAUCCGUCAGAGGAGAUAUCGCAGGUGUUAGAUCGGCAGGAAAAUAACACAAUUAUCAUGCGAACACACCCCACUGUGAAAGAGUAUUAUGAAAACAUGACUGCCUUCCUCAGCCUGGCCAUCUUCAUAGCCAGUCUGCUGACCAUCCUCAACAUCUGCAUCUUCUCGACGACAGUUUCCCGGCUGCGUCGUCACCUGAACAAGGCGCUGCUGAGGCCCUCGAUUAUAAUGGUCGGUCUGUAUCCGAUUAUCUCGGUGGCUGCUUUGGUCACCAUUUUGGUGCCCUACUCCUGGUUCAUCUGCCACACGGUGAUGCACGUGAUGUUCAUGGUGGGCGGACCCGUGUUCCGUACCCUCCUCUUCCGUUACGUUAACUCGGAGCAGAAUUACGUGAAGGAGACGGGCGGGGAGGCGGUGCAACUUAAUACCCCACCCUGUUGUUGCUGCUGCGUCUGCCUGCCAAUGGUAAUUCCCACAAAGGCCAAGCUCUGCAUCUCCAGAUAUAUGGUCUGGCAAAUGCCCUUCUGGCAGGGAUCCAUCAUGCUGGUCAUGAACAUCCUGUACUACCGCGACAUUCAGCUGUACCACCAGGUCAUGUACUUCUUCAUCCCCUUCAUCGUCUGCUCGAUUGUCCUGGGCGCUUGGUCCCUUCAAAUCACGGUGCGAAUGAUCACAAAGCUUCGUGGGGACUAUCAGCUAAGGAAGAAAAUGUUUUGCCUCCAGUUGGUGGUAAUGCUUUGCAAACUACAGUACCUGGUUUUGUACGAUCAGCUAGAUGGUAUCAAAAUGGGCGGGGAGUAUCCCAUCAAUCACACCAUUUACAAGCAAACUAUCAUCAACAUCCUGAUCUUGGUAGAAAUGGUUCUGGUGUCCAUGAUGGUUCAGAGUGCAUAUCGUACGCCUAUUCAAGUUCAAAUCGAUGAAGUCAAUAAGGAAAAGGAAGUCACACGCAUUUGAGUGAUUUUCCAACUGUUGGAGAGCUAGUAGAAACGCUAGAAAGAAUUGUGAUAAAUUUAAUAAAGAAAUGUUAGUUAAAUUUA
This is a messenger RNA of Drosophila elegans, 1548 nucleotides long. RefSeq names its product organic solute transporter alpha-like protein. The transcript has 6 exons. Lineage: Eukaryota; Metazoa; Arthropoda; Insecta; Diptera; Drosophilidae. The record is from RefSeq and is a predicted model, not a curated record. The coding region runs from base 479 to 1465 and encodes 328 amino acids.